AUGAGCUUAGAACAGGUACUUAAAGCACAGGAGCUGGACUUGGCCAGGGAAGCUGAAGUUGCUCGGGUUCUCAAUUGUGCUUCAGGUGACUACUAUGCUAUUCUUGAAUUGAAUCCAUUAUAUGAACCUGCUUCUUUGGACAGUAGGGUGAAGAGGGCAUUCAAGAAGAAGUCAUUGCAAAUACACCCAGAUAAGGUGAAACACGAAGAUGCACCCAAAGCGUUUGAUUUGUUGAAAAAAGCAGAGCUGGUUCUCUCGGCAAGUGAAGACGACGAGGACGACGAGACUAAGAAGAAGGUGCUGGAAAAGAAGGCUCUCCAGGAGAUAUAUGAGACCAUUGCUAAUAAUCUAGAUAUAGAUGUGAUUGAGGAUUUUGGCAGUCGAGAGAACGCUUUGGUUAGGGAUAAAGUGAGCCAGACUUUGGAGCACCAGAAGAAGUCGGUGGAGGUGGAAAGACUAUAUCAGCAGAGAGAAGAUGCACAGAGGAACGAAGAGGUGAAGAAUGCUGCUAACGAUAGAGAACUACGAAAGAAGUGGGAAACAAGAUGGGAAAACGAUCGAGACUCCAGAGUAGAGCUGUGGAGAAAGUAUAAGGUGGAUAAGAAAAAAAAGAAAGGGAAGCCUAAGAAGGUGCUAGUAUAG
Candidozyma haemuli is the source of this 642-nucleotide messenger RNA. RefSeq lists its product as uncharacterized. The transcript has a single exon. The record is from RefSeq and is a predicted model, not a curated record. NCBI's taxonomy places the organism in Eukaryota, Fungi, Ascomycota, Pichiomycetes, Serinales, Metschnikowiaceae. The coding region runs from base 1 to 642 and encodes 213 amino acids.